Hymenoscyphus albidus is the source of this 2372-nucleotide messenger RNA. Lineage: Eukaryota; Fungi; Ascomycota; Leotiomycetes; Helotiales; Helotiaceae. The record is from the annotation of a GenBank genome assembly.
AUGUCUCCACUGGACAUCGACCUCUUGGGUUCACCCAUAUCUUCCUCCGACUCCCUUCCUAUCCGCACCCCAAGUCUAGCUAAAGAUACCGGGAAUUUUGAUCUGUCCUCUGUGCUGACCCCAAAUGAAGUAAAGUCUACUGUCAAGAAAGGAGUCGACUUCGCCAUGGCCAACAACCAGGAUCCGCGUUCUGGCCCAUACGGCGGUCAACCCUAUAUUAACAACUAUAGCUCACCACCCCCUGGCCCCCCUUACGCCCCUAACUAUGCCGCUCCACCAUUCUUUCCUGCCCAGCAAUAUGCUCGCCCUCGCGGUAAUUCAACUUUCAUGGGACACCAGUCUGGAGUUCCGCUAUCUGCUGUGGUCCCAGGCAAUGGACAUGUAUCCGAGAUCCAAUUAGAUCAUGCCUACGCAUAUGCUAUCCGUCGACCAGAUGGACAUAUCACUCGGCUCCUACCAGCAGAUGCUAUGCCUGCCUUGGACGGCAUCUCCCAGUAUCAAGGCCCAGAGGGAGUCAUCGUUUUGCCACAACCACGUCAGCCAUCUCCUCGCCGCCGCUUGGCCAAUGGUGCCCCUGACCAGAUGGUCUCUCAGGACGUAAGAUAUAUACUGUCUUCUUGAUAUACCCUUUCAGUUAACAUCAAUAGGUUGUCAACAAUUUGCAGUUUGAGAGCAUGGGUCUUGGUAUGAGAGAUACUCAAGUAAGUGUCAUAUCCCCUCACCCGUUUCCAUCCAGAUGCAUCUGGAUGAGAAUCGAGAAUUGUUUUUCCCAAGGUUGACUUUGCUGACUCUAGGCUCAGAGCCACAUUGAUUCCAUUGUCGCCCAAUCUUCGGCUUUUAGCCCACCCCCGCAACGUCGCGAGAAGAUCUACUGCGAUAAGUGGAUCCACGAGGGCGUGUGUGCCUUUACUCAGAUGGGUUGCAAGUAUAAGGUAGGUGAAUCCCUCUUUCUCGCCACUUCCAGACCCUGAGCUCUACUACUGUGAAGUGCCUUGCUCGCUGCCCCUAAUUUCAUGCCUCUCAAGAGAAAGAUAAACUAAUUUAUUGAAAAGCAUGAGAUGCCAACCGACAAGGCUACACAGAUGUCGCUUGGUCUUAACCAUGGUUUGCCCUCAUGGUAUAGACGUGCGUACUCUGUUGGAAAUGCAAUUGGCAGUCCCGGUCCUUCUGAGCGUGCCGGCAAUCUCCUUGGAAGCCCACCCACUGCUGGACGUAUCAACAAUCCAUGGCGUCAACUCGAGUCUGCCCCAAACGGUAACAACGGCAACGGCAAUGGUUCGUACAAGACUCUCUGUUCCCUGUUGCUUCCCCUGACAUUUUACUGACGCAGAUUGUGUAGGUGCCUCUUCCGCAUACGGUGCUAUCGGUACACCUUUCUCUGCUUUUGGUAUGCAAGGCCGCCGUGAGAGCAUGCAAACCGACCGUAUCAAGACUGUUGAGGAAGAAGACGAAGAGAGUGAUCAAGUAUCUUCCUACAACGGUCGUGGUCGUGCCAACACCAAGGCCUAAUCGCCAGUGUGAUUGAUCCGCGAACACCUUUUCUUUCGUGAAUAUCUGGUAUGUUCAUUGAAAUUUAAGGUAUGCAUCCAAUGGACUCUCCACUUGGAUUGCCACCUUUCUACUGCCCGACCUUCAUUCAUAAGGCUUACUUGGGCUCUCCGACAUUACAUCAAUUUCAUGCAUUCAGAAGGUGCUUUUCAUGCACUUUGACCUUUCCAAAAUUUCCACUCUACGAGAAAACAACAAAUGCGACUAGGGCUUGAUGUCUGACGUCCACCAAAAAAAUCUCAUUCUGCUCUUUCACGAACCUGCAUUUUACGAAGUCACGACUAUACCCUUCAACAGCAUUGCACUGGCGUCCCCUCAACCAAUUUCCGGAGUUCGAAUUUGGCAUUUCCUGGAUUCCUAUACGGAUCAUCUCCACUGCGCUUUCCUUCAUAGAGAGAGUUUGCACUAUACUCAUCGGGAAUAGACAAGAUUGGACUGAAUGGACACACGCAUCUUUUUUUGUGCUUUUCCUUGGCAUGGAUCUCUUCCUGGGAUCAUAACAUUGUUGUAGAGGCGUCUCCAGAGGGUUUGUCUUCUUGAUGGUUCCUUACAUUGGUCCUGCAUUUGCUUUGGUAUUUUCAUACUUCGCAUGUUCUUUUCUUUCUUUUCUUCUUUUCUCACAGAGCCCAGCAUUAAUACUUGCUACACCGCUGCGGUUCUGUUUUUUUCCUUUUCUGAAACCAUUUCCUAGUUGACGUCGGUGGAGAUGAUGGGAGCGUUUGGAACUAUCGUCAGGUUGGGCUCUGUAGAUGGACAUCAUUCUGGCUCUUUAGAUUCUUGCACCUGCAACUAGAUGACUAAAUAAAAAAAAAGCUUCGGCACCA